Messenger RNA from Didymella exigua CBS 183.55, 1763 nucleotides. RefSeq lists its product as uncharacterized. NCBI's taxonomy places the organism in Eukaryota, Fungi, Ascomycota, Dothideomycetes, Pleosporales, Didymellaceae. Gene Ontology annotation, cellular component: cytoplasm. Gene Ontology annotation, molecular function: ATP binding; Hsp70 protein binding. Gene Ontology annotation, biological process: protein refolding; response to heat. The record is from RefSeq and is a predicted model, not a curated record. The transcript has 5 exons. Bases 64 to 1359 code for a protein of 431 amino acids.
UGUUUUGUACAUUCCACACAUCCGUGAUAGCCAAACUCCGAUCAUUCUUCCAGACCACCCAAGAUGAACGACGUCGAAGAGGUCGAUCUCUAUGAGGUCCUCGGCAUCAGUAACAGCGCCAGCAAAGUAGAGAUCAAAAAGGCGUACCACAAGGCAGCACUCGCACACCACCCCGACAAGGUCGCCGUCGAAGAGCGCGAAGAGGCUGAGAUCCGCUUCAAGUCGGCCAAGCAAGCCUACGAGAUCCUGUCCGACGAUGAUAAGCGCCACCUCUACGACACCCACGGCAUGGCCGCCUUCGACCCGGCCCGCGGCGGCGGCGAGCAGCCCGAUAUGGACGACAUCCUCGCCCAGAUGUUCGGCGGCAUGGGAGGUAUGCCCGGCAUGGGUGGCAUGGGUGGCAUGGGCGGUAUGCCCGGUGGUCCGGGGCGAAACGUGCCCCGCAAGGGACGCAACGUGGAGCAGGAGUACGAGGUCACGCUCGAGGAGCUGUACAAGGGCAAGACGACCAAGUUCUCCAGCACCAAGAACGUUGUCUGCAGUCAGUGCGAGGGCUCAGGCGGAAAGAAGGGGUCCAAGAGCCACGACUGCUCAGUCUGCAACGGCCGCGGCGCAAAGCAGGUCCUCCGCCAGGUCGGCCCCGGCCUCGUCACCCAGGAAACAGUCGUCUGCUCCACCUGCCAGGGCUCCGGACAGAUCAUCCCCGAGAAGCAGCGCUGCAAGAAAUGCAAGGGCAAGAAGGUCGUCGAGUCCAAGAACGUGCUCGAACUCUACAUCCCCCGCGGCGCACGACAGGGCGAACGCAUCGUCCUGCAGGGCGAAGCCGACCAGCUACCCGACCAGGAGCCCGGCGACAUCAUCUUCACCCUCGAGGAAGCCGAGCACGAGACGUUUGAGCGCGCGGGCGCUGAUCUGCGUGCCAUUCUCAAGAUCUCCCUCGCCGAGGCCCUGACAGGCCUCAACAGGGUGGUUCUGACACAUUUGGACGGCAGGGGCAUCCAGCUCAACGUCCAGCAACCGAACGGCAAGGUCCUGCGCCCAGGCCAGGUCCUGAAGGUCCCUGGUGAGGGUAUGCCCAUGAAGCGCAGCGAUGCAAUGGGUGACCUGUAUCUGCAAGUCGACAUCGAGUUCCCCGAGGACGGGUGGCUCAAGGACGACGCUGCGCUGGACAAGGUCAAGGCGGCGCUGCCAGCAGCAAAGCCGUUAGACGCGAAGCACGAGGAAGUCGAAGAGGUCGACAUUGAAUACGAGGCCGACAUGGACGACUUCGGCGCUGGUUCCGGCGACCCACGUGCUGGCGGCGCUGAGUGGGAGGACGAAGAGCAAGAGCAGGGCGGCCCCCAGUGUGCCACACAGUAGGCUGCAUGCGGAACAGCAGCUUUUGUAACAGGCUAUCGAAACGACAAGUUUGAGGGGACAUGACAUUGUGAGCGGGACACGACUUGCAUGGUUCGGCGUUGGUGGUGGCUGUCCUUUUUCCACGGACAUGCAUGAUACAGUACGGUCUGAGGCUUAGAUCUAGUCAUGAGUUAUUUGCGCAGGACUUGCGUACGUGCAUCCAGGUUUUGUGGCGCGACUAUUACUAUAGUGCCACACACAAUCAUGAUGGCUACAUUGGUGCCGCGGGCAGGUGCCGUAUACGUAAGUACGUUUCCAGAACGAAAGUAGCUAGUCAAAUCUCAUCUCGAGGUUCUUUUGUCUCUUGCAAGGUUCUCGAAGUACUAUAGGUGCAGAGGCUACAUCAGAUAUUGACCUCAACGACG